UCCCGGUGUGAAUAUUUAUUUAUGUACAAGCUACUAAAACCCUGUCUUUUAAUACUCUGUCUCCCCGCUUGCCUCUCUACCUGUACUGGGACACUUGAAAACCCAGUUCUAGCACCAUAGAGAUCGAGAGAGGGAGCAAGGUUGCUUGUGAGUUUGAAGUAAGCUCUCAUUUAAGAGCUAGCUAGAUUUAUUUUUCAGGGGAUUCUCCCAAUCACAUCAUGGGUACCAAGCAUAGCUCCAUGGGCUUCAAAACACGAAGCUCGUUGUCUAUAUUCGUUGUUAUCUGUUUAUGUUGUCUCUUUUACAUCUUGGGAGCAUGGCAGAAGAGUGGUUUUGGAAAAGGAGAUGGCAUAGCUGUACAGAUGACCAAGAAGACAGAUUGCAAUAUCUUUACCGAGCUGAACUUUGAAACCCAUCAUAAUUAUGUUGAGAUUAUUGAGCCUUCUCAGCCAAAAGCCAAAGUAUUUAAGCCAUGUCAUGUUAAGUAUACUGAUUAUACUCCUUGCCAAGAACAAGAUCGAGCCAUGAAAUUUCCACGGGAGAAUAUGAUAUACCGGGAAAGGCAUUGUCCUCCUGAAGAGGAAAAACUGCACUGUCUUAUUCCAGCACCCAAAGGGUACAAGACCCCAUUUCCUUGGCCUGAAGGACGUGAUUAUGUCCACUAUGCUAAUGUUCCUCAUAAAAGUCUAACUGUGGAGAAGGCUGUUCAGAACUGGGUUCAAUUUCAGGGUGAUGUAUUCAAAUUUCCAGGAGGAGGAACCAUGUUUCCUCAAGGUGCAGAUGCAUACAUUGAUGAACUUGCAUCUGUGAUCCCGAUAGCAGAUGGCUCUGUCAGAACAGCGCUAGAUACUGGUUGUGGUGUUGCAAGCUGGGGUGCAUACCUGAUGAAAAGAAAUGUGUUGGCUAUGUCCUUUGCACCACGAGACAAUCAUGAAGCACAGGUACAAUUUGCAUUGGAGCGGGGAGUACCUGCUGUUAUUGGGGUUCUAGGUUCAAUACGCCUUCCUUUCCCAUCAAGAGCCUUCGAUAUGGCCCAGUGCUCUCGAUGUCUUAUUCCAUGGACUGCAAAUGAUGGAAUGUACUUAAUGGAAGUUGACCGUGUCCUCAGACCUGGUGGAUAUUGGAUCCUUUCUGGCCCGCCAAUCAAUUGGAAGACCUACUAUCAAACAUGGAAGCGGUCUAAGGCUGAUCUCCAAGCCGAGCAAAGAAAGAUUGAAGAGCUGGCUGAAAGUCUUUGCUGGGAGAAAAAGUACGAGAAGGGAGAUAUUGCCAUCUUUAGGAAAAAAGUAAAUGACAAAACCUGCCACAGGAAGUCUGCUAGUGUUUGUGAAUCAAAAGAUGCUGAUGAUGUCUGGUACAAGGAAAUGGAAACUUGCAAAACUCCUCUCCCUAAAGUAACCAGUGCAAAUGAAGUAGCAGGAGGGGGGUUAAAGAAAUUUCCCGAGAGGCUUCAUGCAGUUCCUCCUCAGAUAGCCAAGGGACUUGUUGAGGGUGUCACAGCUGAAUCUUUUGAGGAGGACAAUAAACUUUUGAGAAAGCAUGUACAUGCUUAUAAAAGGAUCAAUAAGUUGAUUGGCACCACAAGAUAUCGGAACAUCAUGGAUAUGAAUGCAAGGCUUGGGGGAUUUGCAGCAGCACUUGAAUCCCCAAAAUCUUGGGUGAUGAAUGUAGUUCCAACAAUUGCUAAGAACACUUUAGGAGUUAUUUACGAGAGAGGUUUGGUUGGAAUUUAUCAUGACUGGUGUGAAGGGUUCUCAACAUACCCAAGGACAUAUGACUUUAUCCAUGCGAAUGGUGUCUUUAGUUUGUACCAGAACAAGUGUAAUCUGGAAGACAUCCUUCUGGAAAUGGAUCGAAUUUUGCGGCCUGAAGGGACAGUAAUCUUCCGAGAUGAAGUUGAUGUUCUGAACAAGGUCAAGAAAAUUACUGAAGGAAUGAGGUGGGAUACAAAAAUGAUGGAUCACGAGGAUGGUCCCCUAGUACCUGAGAAGAUACUGGUAGCUGUUAAGCAGUAUUGGGUUGGUGGAACAGGAAACAGCACAUCAAGUGAUCAAUGAUCCGGCUGUCAUUGUUUUCAAGGCAAAGAACAUGCCAGCAAUUACAAUGCUAAACAAGUGAUUAACUGCUCGACUGAGAUAUUGCAGAACUGAAGGGUUCCGAUUUCUAGAGAUGGCAGAAUGCAAGUUACUAAUCUGUUAUUGGUGAAGUGGAACGAAUGCUCGAGUUAGCGAAUUAUCAAGAUUCAAGAAUGCGAUACUGAUGACAAGGACGUCCCUUGCAAUCAAAGAUUAUGUUUUUUUUUAGUUAACCACAGCCAAUAUUCAGUAAAUUAUAUUCUUCUAAUUCAUAUGGAUUCCCCAUUUUACAAA
Populus nigra (black poplar) is the source of this 2369-nucleotide messenger RNA. RefSeq names its product probable methyltransferase PMT14. The record is from RefSeq and is a predicted model, not a curated record. The coding region runs from base 219 to 2057 and encodes 612 amino acids. Gene Ontology annotation, molecular function: methyltransferase activity. The transcript has 7 exons. NCBI's taxonomy places the organism in Eukaryota, Viridiplantae, Streptophyta, Magnoliopsida, Malpighiales, Salicaceae. Gene Ontology annotation, cellular component: cytoplasm; trans-Golgi network; endosome.